Molecule: messenger RNA, 497 nt
Organism: Suillus subalutaceus
Lineage: Eukaryota; Fungi; Basidiomycota; Agaricomycetes; Boletales; Suillaceae
Exons: 1
Coding region: 39-431 (130 amino acids)
Source: RefSeq, a predicted model, not a curated record
CGAUUCGCUGCUAAUCAUCGCAAAAUCAAAGUAAGUGCAUGCAGUGCGUCAGAACCGUCUGCGUUCUAAUGCUAUUCUUCAAACUUCAAAGCAUCGUAAUCAUGGUCAAAUACUAUGGAUAUGCGGUGGCAAAUGAGUGGUUUUACCAGCGAGCCGUUGAGUUGGGUCAUCCGCACCCCACGACGUACAAUGACUCAAUAGAUACCAUCAUCCUGGCCUCGAGAGAUGUUAGGACAGAGACGGGCGUUUACACCUACACCAAAUUCCGUCAAGUGAAAACUCUCAAGGGGAAACUCUUCUGGUGCAUCGCCUUCGCUGCGACCGAUCCUUGGGAAGGCUUGCCAACCAGCGCGCCCCCCGAGGAAAGAUACAAACCUUUGAAGGAAGCACUGCAGAGGGAGGGCCCGCCUCGCUGGUUCCGAGCUCCUUGAAUCAAAACGUCAGUGACCUAUGCACAUCGUUGGUGGAAGCGUUGGUGCUUAUUUUGCCUGUCCAAC